GAAGCAGCAAGACCAUGGCCGGCUGCAACAGACAAAGGACAGCAGGGGACCUGGGAUCCAGAGUUCAGGGGACUGCAGGUGACAAACAAUGAUCCCUGGGACAGGAAGCAGCCAAGAGACCCAGACAAGGAUGUGGAACACCAGAAACCAAUCAGACCUGGACAUUGCAUCAUGCUGUGUUGGCACUGUGGGAGACACCGCAUCCUGAAUAUUAACCAUGAUGACAAUAGCCUAACUAAGAGGCCCUUAGUGUGUGGCUAAAUCUGUGUUUAGUACUCAAUGUGAAUUAGCGUAUUCAUCUUCCCAGCAACCCACAAGUCCUCUUACUGCCUCUGUGUGAAAGGGAUUUGCAAGAUCUGGGAGAAGUCAGGAUAAUGAAAGGUUUGGAUGGGAUUGUCCUACAAAUAAAGAGGUGCAUUCAGCAUUUAGAUUUAUACUCAACAUUUGUGGAACUCACAGAAAACAUCGGACUCCCUCCGACACUGCUUGAAAGUCACAAUCCUUGGCCAGCCUAUGUCACAUACAUUUCCCCGGAAGUGAGGCGACUCGUUGACAAAACACUCGUCCAAGAGCUGGAGUGCAUGCAGGCUGCUGAGGAAAACCACAAGCCAAUGAGACUGAGCAAACCUAGUUUCAUGCAUCUGAAAAGGAAGAAGUCAUCCAAGUCCUCAGAACUCUUGCUGAAGGAUGCCCUGUCAGAGGCCAGGCUAUGCCCAUGGGAACCUUGCUCUGCAACAAACAUUACUCCAGUAGUCAUCCUAGAGCCCACACAAUCACAAAUGGAAGUCAGGGAGGAUCCCACAUCAAACUACAACAAGAUAAUUUUCUCCAGGAGGCCUGCCAUGUGGAAGCUCCCCUAUGGCUUUCUACAGUCCAACAAGGAGACACAUGACAAAGUUUAACAAAGAUCCCUGCAGCCACCACCUGAGAAUGUACAACAGUUACACACCAUUUGCUACAAAUUACAUCGCGUCCUUGAAA
This is a messenger RNA of Mesocricetus auratus (golden hamster), 981 nucleotides long. It is a transcript of the gene Cdrt4, whose product is annotated as CMT1A duplicated region transcript 4. The transcript has 4 exons. The record is from RefSeq and is a predicted model, not a curated record. NCBI's taxonomy places the organism in Eukaryota, Metazoa, Chordata, Mammalia, Rodentia, Cricetidae. The coding region runs from base 375 to 902 and encodes 175 amino acids.